GCUGCUACAAUUUAGUCUGUCCAGGCUUCGUUCAAAUCAACCGUAGAAUCGCCCUUGGAGCUACAAUUGCUCCAACUUCCUCCUACAACGGCACCCAAUUCGAUAUCAGCUUACUGGUUUGGAAGGAUCCGAAGCACGGGGAUUGGUGGUUGGAAUACGGGUCGGGUGUGGUGAUCGGGUACUGGCCGGCGUUGUUGUUCACUCACCUUCGAAGCCACGCAACGAAGACACAGUUUGGCGGAGAGGUGGUGAAUAAGAGGUCGUGGGGAUUUCACACGGCGACGGAAAUGGGGAGUGGGCAUUUCGCCGGCGAGGGGUUCCGAAAAGCUGCUUAUUUUCGUAAUAUGAAGGUUGUGAAUUUGGAUAAUAGGUUGAUUCCAUUGUCGGAUUUGAAGUUUAAGAAAUUGAAGCUUAUUCAAGCUGAUCUUAACCGAAUCAACAAGUUCCCUGUCAAAACCAUUCAGAGUCCGGAUGGUGACUUUAUAGAUUGUGUUGAAACUCAUCGGCAGCUAGCUUUUGAUCAUCCAUUGCUCAAAGGAAAGAAGCCAUUGGAUCCGCCGGAGAGACCGUAUAACCAGAGCCAUUCCGGUGAGGUGGAGACGGAAGUGUUCCAAUUAUGGAGCAUGUCCGGAGAAUUCUGCCCAGAGGGGACAGUUCCGAUAAGAAGAACGACAGAAGAGGAUAUGUUGAGAGCGAGUUCGGUUCAGAGAUUUGGAAGAAAAGCGAGCGGAGACUCUCCCAGCAAAGGCCAUGAGUAUGCAGUGGGGUUUGUAGGUGGAGGACAGUACUACGGAGCCCAGGCAAGAAUGACGGUAUGGAAGCCGCGAGUCAACUACCCAUUCGAGUUCAGCCUCUCACAGAUAUGGCUCGUCUCCGGCACAUUGCCACAUGAUCUCAACAACAUUGAAGCUGGGUGGCAGGUUUACCCGAAGAUGUAUGGAGACAACAAUCCAAGAUUCUUCACUUAUUGGACAUCCGACGCAUACCAAGCAACAGGCUGCUACAAUUUAGUCUGUCCAGGCUUCGUUCAAAUCAACCGUAGAAUCGCCCUUGGAGCUACAAUUGCUCCAACUUCCUCCUACAACGGCACCCAAUUCGAUAUCAGCUUACUGGUUUGGAAGGAUCCGAAGCACGGGGAUUGGUGGUUGGAAUACGGGUCGGGUGUGGUGAUCGGGUACUGGCCGGCGUUGUUGUUCACUCACCUUCGAAGCCACGCAACGAAGACACAGUUUGGCGGAGAGGUGGUGAAUAAGAGGUCGUGGGGAUUUCACACGGCGACGGAAAUGGGGAGUGGGCAUUUCGCCGGCGAGGGGUUCCGAAAAGCUGCUUAUUUUCGUAAUAUGAAGGUUGUGAAUUUGGAUAAUAGGUUGAUUCCAUUGUCGGAUUUGAAGGUUUGGGCAGAUAAGCCAAAUUGCUAUAAUAUUCAACCUCGAAAUGAUAGAGUUUGGGGAAAUUACUUUUACUAUGGAGGGCCGGGAAGAAAUGUGAAGUGCCCUUAA
Messenger RNA from Cucurbita pepo subsp. pepo (vegetable marrow), 1499 nucleotides. RefSeq names its product protein neprosin-like. Lineage: Eukaryota; Viridiplantae; Streptophyta; Magnoliopsida; Cucurbitales; Cucurbitaceae. The record is from RefSeq and is a predicted model, not a curated record.